Messenger RNA from Macrosteles quadrilineatus (aster leafhopper), 2511 nucleotides. RefSeq names its product BUD13 homolog. The coding region runs from base 100 to 2163 and encodes 687 amino acids. The record is from RefSeq and is a predicted model, not a curated record. Gene Ontology annotation, cellular component: RES complex; U2-type spliceosomal complex. Gene Ontology annotation, molecular function: RNA binding. NCBI's taxonomy places the organism in Eukaryota, Metazoa, Arthropoda, Insecta, Hemiptera, Cicadellidae. Gene Ontology annotation, biological process: mRNA splicing, via spliceosome. The transcript has 6 exons.
UUUCCGCCUUUCGUGUUAGGUUAGGUUAUGUUUAUAACUUUCUAGGCAAAACCUAAACUUAAGUUAAUCUUAUUUAUUUAUACUUUUCAGUUCAGUAAGAUGGAAUCUUCAAAUGCAAUUGCAACGAAAGAAUACCUAAAGAAAUAUCUAUCAGGGGAAGGCAAGAAGAAAAAGGUUACUGGAACUGGAGCUAAUAUUAAAAGGUCAGUAAUCGUAGAUGAUGAUAUAGAUCUGAAGAGUAUGCGUCCUCUGGAAGAUGACGAAGUUGAGUUGUAUCAGAUGGACGAAGAUGCUCCUCAGAUUGCUGGCAUCAUAGAUGAGAGACCUGCCGAAGUUAAAGCUCAAGAAUAUUACAGCUCAAAAAGAUGGAAAGUUUUUGGCGAAGAAGGUGAUGUGAAGGUUGUUGAUAAUAAUGACAGAGUAUCUAAAGCAUUGAAAGCCAUGAAUGACCUUAACAAUCUUUCUGGUGGUGAAAAAAUGGAUACGAAAAAUCGAGUUAGAAUGCCUAAGUCAACAGAAAAAUAUGAUGUAGAUGGAAGUAGUAUCCAUACUUCUGGUAAACACAAGUAUGACAAAUCGGAUUCAUCUCUGGAUAAAAAUCGCCUGAAAAAAUACCACACCAAUAGUGAUUCAGACGAAUCCCCACCAAGAGGUAAAACUGUGAAAAAUUCUCUACAAAAUGAUGAUUCAGAUGUUUCCCCUCCCAGAAAACACAAAAGGCAUUCAAGCAGUGAUUCAGAUGCUUCUCCACCUAGAAAAAAAUAUGAUAAAGAUUCAGACGAGUCUCCGCCAAGAAUAGUUCCUAGUCAAAAACUCUCAAAAAGCUCUAGUAAGUAUGAUGUAAGAGGUAAUAAAGUUGGUAGGAACAGAAGUUAUUCCAAUUCACCACCAAGAAACAAUACAAAAAAGCAAACAUACAAAAGGGAUUCAUACAUUUCCCCAUCGAGAAGAAGAAGAAGAGAUUCAGAUGGUUCUCCUUCUCGUGUUAAGGAUAAGUACAGAACACAUAAUUAUAAAUAUUCACCUGUUAGAAAAGACAAUCGAUCGUACAAGCAGGAAAAAUCUGAUUCUGAUGCCUCUCCACCGAGAAAAUCAGACAAACAUUUAAAUGUAAAAUCAAAGGGAAAUAGAAGAAGACCAUCAAGCAAUUCGGAUAACUCACCUCCUCGUAGAGAAAGAUCAUCUAAAAGAAGACCUACUAGUGAUUCAGAUAACUCACCCCCUCGGAGAGAAAGAAGAUCACCUAAAAAUCAAAGGAGAAGGAAGUCUAGAAGUAGAUCACCGAAUGAGAAACAUAGGAAAUCAUAUAGGAGUAUAUCCCCAAAGCAUUCAAGAACUGGUGUUAUUACAAAGAACAACACAGUAGAAGUUAGUGAUUCUGAUGAUUCACCUGUGAGAAGAAAAAACACUAGUAAGGGAAGUGAUUCUGACCUGUCACCUCCCAGAAAAAACUCCUCAGUAAAUGAUAGACCAAUUAAAAAGAAGUUGUACAAGCCUAAUGAUGACUCGUCCGACGAAGGAUCUUCAAAGUCAAAAAAUAAGAAGAUGAAGACUACAUUAGAUGGAAAACAAGCAGGUCUUCAAGAUGCUAAACAACUCAAAAAGGAGCUGUCUGAUUUGAAGAUGAAGGAAGACACCAUGUUUGCUAAGAUGGAUGCGAGUGUUUCCGGAGUUGGUGCAGCUCCAGUGAAACGAGAUAGGAAGACAGGUCAAAUUAGAGAUUUAGAAAAAGAAAAGGAAGCUCAGAAGGAGAAAGAAGCCAAAGAGUCUGUGGUAAACGAAAAAUACUAUAAGUGGGGCAAAGGAAUCAAACAGACAGAAGACGCAGCUGCAAGGGCUGCUGAGAUGAUUAAAGAGAUGAACAAGCCUUUGGCUCGCUACAAGGACGACACAGACCUGGACGAGUUCCUCAAAGCACAGGACAGAGAGGGAGACCCCAUGUUGGACUAUAUCAAGAGGAAGCAAACUGAAUCAACGUCGUUGCAAGGAGAAAAACCAAUUUACAAAGGCUCUUGGAAUCCUAACCGAUUCAACAUAAGGCCAGGCUACCGGUGGGAUGGCGUUGUACGAUCUAACGGCUACGAACAGGAGUGGUUCAAGACAAAGAACGCAAAGAAGGCACGGGAUGAAGAAGCAUACAAAUGGAGCACUUCGGACAUGUAAUUUGAUGCCAAAGGUUGACAUGUCUCAAAGAACUGUUUUUUAUAAUACUAACCUAGAGGGUUAGUAGUACAGUAACUGCCACAAUUUCUAGGCAGAAGAAAAUGUUACCUUUUGCUUUAUGUUGUACCAAAAUGAUCUUGUAAAGUAUUUAUAUUUAGCGUGUGUUUAUAUUUAGUUCCAGUGUAAAUAUAUACUUAAUACCUUGUUUGUAAAAAUAUCUUAUAUCAUUUCUGUAAAUAGUAUGACUUACAUUUAUCAACUUGUUCUUUGUAAAUACUGUUUAUUAAUAACAUAAUAUUUUUAGACCAAGUUCAUUGUGUGAAUUAAUAAAUACGCUUUUUAUUUAAA